Ceratina calcarata is the source of this 1466-nucleotide messenger RNA. Its product is annotated as cyclin-dependent kinase 10-like. The record is from RefSeq and is a predicted model, not a curated record. Bases 128 to 1360 code for a protein of 410 amino acids. Gene Ontology annotation, biological process: regulation of mitotic cell cycle; protein phosphorylation. NCBI's taxonomy places the organism in Eukaryota, Metazoa, Arthropoda, Insecta, Hymenoptera, Apidae. Gene Ontology annotation, cellular component: nucleus. The transcript is spliced from 6 exons. Gene Ontology annotation, molecular function: ATP binding; cyclin-dependent protein serine/threonine kinase activity.
GAUACGUAUACAUGUACCUUACGAGGCUUAUAUGAGUACUACAUAAAUUUAGUAUUUUAAGAUACGAAUACUAAAAGAAAGAAUAAAUAUAGUUACGAAAACAUUUCUGUGAAUAUAAUCAACCAUAAUGACGAAAGAUGAAACUUUGGAAAAGAAAUCAGUGGAGAACAAUGAUAGUGACAAAAAAGCUAUAUCUGAAUCAGGUCCUGAUCCAUCAGCACCAAUAACUAGAAGAGGCGUAUUAACGUCAUUUUUAACUGGCAAACCAAUGGAAAUACCAGAACAAGACAUUCUAGGCAAAUGUAGAUUUGUAUCUGAGUUUGAAAAACUAAAUCGUAUCGGUGAAGGUACUUACGGUAUUGUUUACCGAGCAAGAGACACUAAAAAUGAUAAAGUGGUAGCAUUGAAAAAAGUACGAAUGGAACACGAGAAAGAUGGUCUUCCAGUCAGUGGCCUAAGAGAAAUAUCUGUUCUACUGUCAUGCCGUCAUGAGAAUAUUGUACAUUUAAGGGAAGUAGUAGUCGGCAGAAGUUUAGAGAGUAUAUUCCUUGCUAUGGAAUAUUGUGAACAGGACUUAGCAAGUUUAUUAGAUAAUAUGCAAACUCCAUUCUCAGAAAGUCAAGUCAAAUGUAUUGUUUUACAAGUGUUAAAGGGUUUACGUUAUUUACACCACAAUUUCAUUGUACAUAGAGAUUUGAAAGUAUCUAAUCUCCUAAUGACAGAUAAAGGUUGUGUAAAAAUUGCUGAUUUUGGAUUAGCUAGAUGGUUUGGCUUACCUUUGAAACCAAUGACACCUAGAGUAGUAACAUUGUGGUACAGAGCACCAGAAUUGUUAUUGCAAGCUAAAACACAGACAACUUCUGUUGAUAUGUGGGCUGCAGGUUGCAUUUUAGGAGAACUGCUUGGGCAUCGACCAUUAUUACCCGGGCGGUCAGAAAUUCAGCAGUUAGAAUUAAUUGUUGAUUUAUUAGGUACACCUAGCGAAGCAAUUUGGCCCGAGUUUAAUACACUUCCCGCUUUACAAAACUUUACGUUAAAACAGCAGCCAUAUAAUAAUUUAAAACAAAGAUUUCCAUGGUUAAGCGCUGCUGGUUUAAGAUUAUUAAAUUUCUUAUUUAUGUACGAUCCAAAGAAAAGAGCUACUGCAGACGAAUGUUUACAAAGCACCUAUUUCAAAGAGGCACCUUUGCCAUGUGAUCCCAAGCUUAUGCCCACCUUUCCUCAACAUAGAAACAUGAAGAAGGCUGCCCCUCCAAAGGAAACUAGGGAACCAGAAACAACUGUCACAGACCAAACUAAUAAUUUACCUGCAAUUUCAGAUCUUCUUGGUUCUCUAGUCAAGAAAAGACGAGUUGAAUGAAUUAAGAUUGUAUCUAUAAUUUUUCAAAUGUAAUCUAAGCUUCGUUUCUGAUUUAUAUAUAUUUCAUUGGAAUCUGUACACUUCAUUCACGACUUCUGAAUUCAUU